Messenger RNA from Boeremia exigua, 906 nucleotides. RefSeq lists its product as uncharacterized. Gene Ontology annotation, molecular function: metallopeptidase activity. The record is from RefSeq and is a predicted model, not a curated record. NCBI's taxonomy places the organism in Eukaryota, Fungi, Ascomycota, Dothideomycetes, Pleosporales, Didymellaceae. Bases 1 to 906 code for a protein of 301 amino acids. The transcript has a single exon.
AUGCGCGCCCCGGUCCUCCUUGCCUCGUUGGGCCUCCUAGCAUCCGCCGCGGACUCCAAUCCAUCCGAUGCGUCGGGCAAGCCUUUCGACUGCGGCACGGGCACCAAGUCUGCAGACCAGUCUUAUCUGGACACCAUCCGAGAACUCCACGAUGGCAAAGGAAAAGGCAGCCUCGCCGCUCGUGCCGCCGAGCUUGCAGCCCGCGACGAUCCUGUCAAGAUUCAAGCCGUCUUCCACAUUAUCAUGACUGAUGCCGCCAAAGACUCCGUCACCAAUGCUAUGCCUCAAGCCCAGCUGGACUCGAUGAAUGCAUCUUACAAUCCGUACAACAUCCAGUUUGAACUGCAGAACGUGACGUGGAACACCAACGACGCUUGGGCUAUAGGUAAACCUGACGACGACAACGACAUGAAGAAGUCGCUACGUCAGGGCAGCUACCAAACACUCAACAUCUACUUCCAGACCGACCUGGCGGGCGGUGUGCUCGGCAAAUGCACCUUACCUUCCGCCCUUGGACCCAACGGCAAAGACCCGAGUGUCUUUGCUCAUGAUGGGUGCAACGUCAACGCCAACACCAUGCCCGACGGGUUGAUGGAUGGAUUCAACAAAGGCAAGACCGCCGUGCACGAGACUGGACACUGGCUGGGUCUUCUGCACACCUUUGAGGGCAAUUCAUGUGACGGCCCUGGCGACUUCAUCGACGACACACCAGUUGAGAGCACCGCGACUGACGGAUGUCCCACGGAUCCAAAGAAGCAGAGUUGCCCUGCCCAACAGAAGCCCGGAGAGUUCGACCCUAUUCAUAACUACAUGGACUACUCCAUUGACGAGUGCUAUGAAGGGUUCUCGGACCUGCAGGUACAGCGCAUGAAGAGCAUGUGGAGCAUGUUCCGCAGCGGAAAUUAG